UCAAUAGGCCACCUGAGGUAGAGAAAGAGGUCAGUUGCCCGGGGCAAGGUGCCCAGGAGAGUUGGAUGACCAGAAGAAUCCUCGUGGCUCUUGAUUUUGACCAUACAAUAGUGGAGGAGAACAGUGAUAUUGUAGCUCGCAAGUUAAUCCAUUCAGAUUUAAUACCUGAUGGAGUACGGAGACUUUACCAGACAAAGGGAUGGACGGAAUACAUGUCAGAAAUUUUUAAGAUCCUCCACAAACAUAAAAUUAGCAAAGAAACAAUUGUUGAAGCCAUGCAUAACAUGACACCGACACAAAAAAUGCCAGAAUUUCUGAAAUGGUUGAACAAAGAAAACCAUGAGGCCAUUAUUAUUUCAGACUCAAAUUCAGUUUUUAUUGAUGUUUGGCUUCGACACCGAAAGCUCGAUGAAUACAUAGCUCGUGUUUUCACCAACCCAGCUAGUUUUAAUGAAGACGGCCUUCUCUUAAUAAAACCCUAUCAUGAACAGGACUCAUGCAAACUGAGUACAAGGAAUCUGUGCAAGGGAGCCAUUCUGGAGGCAUACAUAAAAGAGAGACAAGAGGAGGAAGUUUUAUUUGACAUGGUUGCCUAUGUUGGGGAUGGACAGAAUGACUUGUGUCCUGCGCUGCGACUAAGUAAAGAUGAUGUGGUGUUUCCUCGUAUUGGCUUUACUUUAGAUAAUAUUUUGAAAAAACCAAAAGAUGAGCAAAAAGUAAUCGCCAGAGUAAGACCAUGGAUUUCUGCUGCUGAAUUUAUUCCUGUUCUCCAAAAUUGAUUGUUUUUAUAAUGAACAUUAUGAGUUUUACAAACAAAUUAAUGUAAAACUGCCUUAAAUUGUACAUUCAGAAUUUUAGUUUUCAGCCUUCUAAAAAAAAUAAUUCUGACAGCUUUCUUAGUGUAUUUUUAAUGUAUGUAUUUGUGAAGUUUCUUAUGUCGUACAGAUUGUAUGUAAUAGUAUCAAACAAAAUGCUUUUAUAGACAUGUAGUAAAACAAGUUUUGCGGUCA
Macrosteles quadrilineatus (aster leafhopper) is the source of this 1010-nucleotide messenger RNA. RefSeq names its product probable phosphatase phospho2. Bases 66 to 779 code for a protein of 237 amino acids. The record is from RefSeq and is a predicted model, not a curated record. The transcript has 2 exons. Lineage: Eukaryota; Metazoa; Arthropoda; Insecta; Hemiptera; Cicadellidae. Gene Ontology annotation, molecular function: phosphatase activity.